AUGACACGGCUUCCACCAGACCACAACGACACCAGUCAGGCAGUCAAACCACACACCAUCGUCAAAUGCUUCACUAGCUUGAGGCUUCCACCAUGGCUCAACCUUCUUCUGGCGUCUAUUAUGAAUAGUGAACAGUCGGCAAACUCAGAUGUUAUUGGUAGAGUAGUUGAGUUCUAUUCUCCUAAGGAUAAGGUUAUUGCUGGUUUCCCCACACAGUUGGUUGAUUUUUUGAUUGAAGACUCCAAGAGAAAUCGAAUAAAAUGUACAUUAUGGGAUGAACAUGUACCUUCCAUUAUGCCAUUUUUCAAUAACCAUGUGGAUGGCCCUUUGAUCAUUUUGCUCCAACUCUGUCGUGCCAAGGUGGUUGACAGUGAGGUCAGGAUUUCAAGCUCAUACACUGCUACCAAAGUUUUAUUCAAUUUGGAUUGCCAAGAGUUUACAGAUUCCAGAAAUAGGCUAAUUGUAGCCCACUCGGAAGUAUUUCAGUUGUGUCUUAUGGUUGUAAGCACAAUCAGAGAUUUGUAUGACAGGGCUGAGGAAGGCUAUUUUUGUGUCCCAGGUACAAUUGUAUCAAUUGAGAGUGGAAAGAAAUGGUUCUAUAACUCUUGCAGAUCACCAGGCUGCUUUAAAUCCCUUAUUUUUACAGAGACUUACUUCAAUUGUGAAACAUGCAAGACUAAUUGGGCAGAAGGGAAUGUGAGAUACAGAGCUAAGAUGCAUGUUCCAACUGAGUUUGAUCAACUGAGGAACAAAUCUAUGGUGUUUAGACUCAAUCUCAAGAAUGAUCAUAUUAGGAACCCAGCUAAGCCCAUAUCAGUCUUAAAUGUUAUGCAUGAUGAGGAAUUGGAAGCUCAGUAUUGUCCAUCCAUGGUGGAUGAUCAUGAUGAAUUAUCUAGGAUGGUUGAAGAAGAAGCAGAUGACCUAGAAUCUGAUGUAAAUUAA
Messenger RNA from Ipomoea triloba (trilobed morning glory), 942 nucleotides. RefSeq lists its product as uncharacterized. The transcript has 7 exons. The record is from RefSeq and is a predicted model, not a curated record. The coding region runs from base 1 to 942 and encodes 313 amino acids. NCBI's taxonomy places the organism in Eukaryota, Viridiplantae, Streptophyta, Magnoliopsida, Solanales, Convolvulaceae.